Messenger RNA from Amoebophrya sp. A120, 2074 nucleotides. The record is from the annotation of a GenBank genome assembly. Lineage: Eukaryota; Dinophyceae; Syndiniales; Amoebophryaceae.
AUUGGUGGCGCGCUUUGUUUCAUCACAAAGGAGGAUAGACUCUGGCAAACAUCAAUGACUCUCACCCUUAAAAAUUCGUAUCAAAGUGAAAACCACCAGUGGGCAGAGCUUUUCGGUCUGGUGAGCUUUUCGCAAGCUAGGUUCGAAAAAAACAACGAAACUUGUGGAAAAUGAAUUCGCUCCGCGGUGUCAACAAACUGCCGUCGUGCUCCGCGGUCCCCCUGCAGUCUCCAAGACCAACGGGAAUGCCCGACGAGCACGCACGCGAACAACGAACCAACCAACCAACCAACCAACCAACAAACGGAAGAACAAGAGAGGUCGAGGACCAAAUCCUCUACGGUUCCCGUUUGCACAGCCGCGUCGUACUUUUCUAUGCAUUUUUGGUGUUCCUUUCUAGAAACAAAAGUCAAGGACCAGUAGUAGACUUUGAUAUCGAUAUCGUGUUUGAUUCGAAUAUUACGCGUUCACAGGGUCGUCGAUGAUCUGUUCGUGAAAGCUAAAAUGAGUAGAGUAUGUGAAUGCAAAAACAGGCCACAACUUCAACUCUACCCGCACGCAAUCUCCACCACCAGAGCUCGACAGGGCGCUCCCGCUCGGCCGUGGUACCCCGGUUCGUGAAAACCAGCGUGAAGAUGUGCCUGGGCAGUGGCGGCGGCGCAAACUUGUGUCUUAUGGGGAAGGCGCAAAGCACGAAUGCACAAGCACAAGUCGACGGCGGUGGAGACGUGGUCGCAGAGAAAGCGCAGAAUGGUGGCACGAGUGGCGAGUUUACGGAUGAAGCGGAGUCCUUCCUGGGUGAACAAAGCGCCUUCGGACGGGCUCUAUCAGCGGCGAGAUCGCGAUGGAGGGGCGGGGUACUUGAUUAUGUAGCCAAAGCAAUGCAACAUCUUCUUUGUGUAGUAGAAGCUUCUUGGUUCGCGUCGAGCACGUCUAUCCUUUGUCAAUUUUCGGCAUCGAAUCAGUGCUGCCACAUCUUUACACCGAUGCAUAUUCGACCAUGACCAGCAACAAAAUCAACAUGCCAUCCUAUAACGUCGAAUUCAUGUAGUUUAGACCAUCGCUCAAUGUCAUUGGUUUUCCUGUCAGGACUCGUCCGCAUCCAAGGCGUCCGGUCGACUGCAAGUGUCGUCCGAGCAGAAGAGGAUGAUGGAUGCUCUCCAGUACGCCAGAUCUGAAGAGGAGAUUGCGGAGCUGGUGAGAAAGUUGGGGCUGACAAACCCGUCACCGCUAGUGCAGGAGAAGAUCGAGUUUCUCCAGCAGACUGCCAUGACACGGGUACUUCUCGUUUGGUUUUGUAGUACUAAGACUUAGAUAUACAGUUAGAGUACUAGACGUGCUACAUGAAGACCACGUGGACUAAAUUGUUCUUGCUUUGUAUUUCGCAUUGCGAGGUGUAGUGCGGCAACGAGAUGUGGUUGUGGGUGCUUACGUACUGCUGUGAAUCUGGAAAUGCCUAUGCCUCUGCUGUACGAUUAUGAAUAAGAAAGUCAGGAAGUUAUCAUGUGGUUGCACACGAGCACGACUUGCUUUAUUAAUCAUCGUCACACUUUUUCUAGGUCGCACAGAAUCGGCAGGACGAGGCAGAAUUUCAAGCGAGAGCACCAGCUCGUGAGGAGGAAGAGCGAGCCUUCCGGGAAUCGCUCGGAGAGGAAGUGCGUGCAGUGCAACAAGAGCAAAGGCGACUUGCGAAUCGGCAGAUGGGGAUCGUCCGGGGACCGAACAGCCGCCAGGAUGACAACAUGUCGAAUUUGAGUACCGACACCGGCGGCGGCACCGUCAGCGAGCGGUCCGUCGAAUCGACUCAGACGCGGAUCGUGGGAUUGUAAGUAGUUCACUCAACCUUCGACUAAUGGUCUUCGUAUCAAACAAAUCCUUACUUUCACCUUCUUUGCAGAAUAGUAGAUAACUGAGGCGGGAUGCUUUCAGUGCAAGCAGGUAUGUUUGAGCUUCGUUAUGAACUUUUUGUGACUAUCCGAAUCCGGCGGCGAGGAACCGGUUCAACGCUACCGCCAUCGGUGGCACGACUUGUACUUUUCUGUAUCUCACUCAGGCAGGUCUCUGAUCGAUGUCU